Amphibalanus amphitrite is the source of this 910-nucleotide messenger RNA. Its product is annotated as unconventional myosin-XVI-like. The transcript has 2 exons. The record is from RefSeq and is a predicted model, not a curated record. Bases 309 to 746 code for a protein of 145 amino acids. NCBI's taxonomy places the organism in Eukaryota, Metazoa, Arthropoda, Thecostraca, Balanomorpha, Balanidae.
AUGGUCGUCUUAAAACACAUUAUAUAGGUACCGUACACAGCAUGCCUCUUGCUAGUUAAUACAUCGUCAGAAAUCAGGUAAUGAUUUUAUAUCCUACAUUUACACAACCGUCAAUAUAUUCGUGCGUUGAGGUAAACGACCGUACAAAGGUUGAAGGAAUAAAAGUUAGCGGUCAGCUAGAUAGAAAGGUGGAGAUAAAUAGUUCACGAAAAAUCCAGAAACAUAAAUAAGAUAAAUCGAUCAUAGAUCGAUCAAUAAAUAAAGUAACCAGCCUAGCGCCGUGUUCACCGUUUUCAGAUUUGCUGACCAUGAAGCCCUGUGUGGCGAUGCUGGCGGUCGGAGUGGCCCUCCUGGGUGCUACCGCUGCCCAGGAGCAGUACAAGGGCUACUUCCAAUACCUGAACGUGAAGGCGCCUAAGGAGUAUGAGCACGGCUACAAGCGCGGCAACGAGUACCACAACCGCGACCACUACCAGCAGAACAAGGACCACCGCUUCAGGGCCAAGGUCGGCUGGAACGAUAAGUCGGGAGGAAGCGGAGAGCAUUACUUCGAGUACAACCACGCACCCAAGCAAGCCGAAUAUAAGGAGCCGGCUCCGUACGCUCCGGAGCCGGCCCCGUACGCUCCGGAGCCGGCCCCGUACGCUCCGGAGCCGGCCCCGUACGCGCCGGAGCCGGCCCCGUACGCGCCGGAGCCGGCCCCGUACGCGCCGGAGCCGGCCCCGUACGCGCCCGUUUACGAGUGAUUGACAGACUGGAUGAGCAAACGAGAACCGUACAAGGGAAUAGCUAGUCGAUGGCAGCAAAUACCAGGCGCUUUCAUUUGUUAUUUGUUACAGCUUCGCACAUCGAAGCUGCACCUGAGUGAUCCGCUUGUUUAUUGUACUCGUAUGUUGGCAGUCGAAUACAU